AUGUUGCAGACGUACGACGGCGAAAAUGGGCGCGAAAAUAAUGGUGAAAAUGAUGGCGAUGUUAAUGAGGAAGACCAUGAUGACAGCGAUGAUGAUGAGUGCGAUGAUGUUGUUGUUGAUGAUGAUAGUACUGAUGCCGAUGGUUGUGCUGUUAUCAAUGUUAAUCUCACACGCUUAGAGCUCACAUCGAGAAAGUUCUAUAUCUAUGGAAAUCUACAAGUAUCCGCCAGGUUUACCGAAACGGCUACAGGUGAAACCCUGACUGAUAAAUCUACAUCGCGUCUGAGUUCAUAUACACUCAAAAUGAGGUCUAUAAACAAAAACAAUUUCUUCAAGCCUGCACUACCAUACUUUGGAGCGGUCGAGGUGACUAAUCCCGAUGGGGCCUCAAAGCCUGGUGAGAGCAUUAUCGUGCGAUGCGAUGAUUUGGCUUCACCUGUAGAAGCCACUUCUAAUGACCAAGGAUUCGCUGUAUUCACUUUACCACUUCAGGGAAUCUACGGAUUUGAUAGUGGAAACUCUCUCAGGUGCAAUGUGACAGCCAAAGACUUCCAAGAGAACAUUCCAUAUGACCCCGAUGUCCGGACCCUGAAUCGACCAAUCACUUACUUCAGUCUGAGUCCUAUGUACUCCCCGACCGAUAACUAUCUGGAGGUCGAAGCGGUGAUCCAAUUUGGCAAUCCAAUACAAGUUGGCGGCAGCGUAUUUAUUUCAGUCCACAUGACCAAGGAUUGCACUGGUGGACCCAGGAUACUGGCUGUGUCUCGGGGGAACAUCCUCCAGGAUUUCGAAUACGAGGCAUCCCGUCAGGAGAACGCAAACGGCAUCAUUUAUGACGUCACCUUUGUUCUCACGCCGUUAAUGACCCCGUUUCUUGACCUCCUGGUCUAUGGUAUCCUGGAUGACGGAGAGAUGAUCGCCGAUAGUCUCGAAAUCGAAAGCAACGCCGUCUUUGAGAAUGAGGUUCACAUCCAGGUCGCCGAAGGACAGGAUGCUACACUCGAGCCGGGGGCACGGACGAGCAUCGAGAUCAUAGCAUCCCCCGGAUCGUUGUGCGCUGUCGGAGUGGUCGAUAAGAGCGUGCAUAUUCUAGGAGGCAACAACCAGAUGAAGACCAGCGACGUGGUCAGCUUUCUAAACACAUUCCAGUUGAGGUCAGGUGACAAUGAUAAUCCGCGGUGCCAGGAUCACGAGGACGAACCAAUCAAGAUUGAUGAUGGCUUGGUUUGGUUUGGUUUCUCUCCGUAUCGUAGAGAUCCAUAUCCGUUAUACUCGGACGUGACCAAGGAAUUUGAGCAACUGGGUCUUGUUCGGAUUUCUAAUCUUAAAGUCGAGACGAGUCCAUGUCAGACGCCAGAACCCUAUCCAUAUUACGCUCGGGGUCAGGUGCUUGAGAGAGCUGAUUCUGAGCCAGACUUUGCACAAGCAUUUUCAGUUUCGGCGGCUUCAGCAGGUCCAGCCAUUCGCAAAUAUUUUCCAGAGACUUGGCUCUGGUCUAUGCAACGCCCAGAGGAAUCCCCAACCGUCACCGUCCCUGAUACCAUUACAGAGUGGGUUGGAAGUGGGUUCUGUAUCUCCUCAACGACUGGCUUUGGUAUCUCCAAACCCUUCUCGGUGACAGCUUUCAAACCGUUCUUUGCGGAUUACAAUCUCCCUUACUCUGUCAUACGAGGCGAAGAGCUGGAGCUUCAAAUUAACAUCUUCAACUACUUGGAAAAGUGCUUACCGGUUGCGGUAACUCUGACUCCGUCUGCUAAAUUUGAGAUCAAGGAGAAAUCCAACAGUAAAUACACUUGCGUAUGUAGCAGUUCUGAACCAACCCAAGUGACCUUUAACGUUCGACCCACAGCACUAGGGGACGUUGAUCUUGAAACAACUGUGAUCGUUGUGUAUGACCAGCCUGCAUUAUGCGGAGAGAAACCUGUUGAAACUGAUGUGACACACAGUGAUGGACUAAGCAAGCCUAUUCUUGUAGAGCCUGAAGGAGAGGAAGUGGAGGAAUCACUUAGUUUGUACUUCUGUCCAAAAGAAGAGGAGGACGGCACAUUCAGGCAUACAUUUGAGAUCUCAGUUCCGGUGGAGUAUGUUGCGGACUCGGGUAGAGUUACUAUCUUCAUGUCAGGGGACAUUCUCGGCAAUAGUCUGUCAAACAUCGACAAACUGCUCAGGAUCCCGUACGGAUGCGGUGAGCAGAACAUGAUCGGGUUUGUACCAAACAUCUACGCGCUCCAGUACCUCCAAGCAACCGAACAAGCUGACCAAUCACAAGUCAACAAAGCCUUGUCAAAUAUGAGGAAAGGAUACCAGAAGCAGCUCAAUUACCGGCGUAGUCGUGGGUCUUACUCGGCGUUUGGUAACAGGGACCCAUCAGGGAGUGCAUGGCUGACAGCCUAUGUGAUUCGCUCCUUCGCUCAGGCCAGUCCAUUCAUUUCCAUCGAUACAAAGGACCUUGACGUCAGUAUUAAUUGGCUGUACAACGCCCUCGGACAAGAUGAGAACGGGUGUUUCCGGUCAAAGGGUCGCGUUAUCCACAAAGAGAUGCAGGGUGGAGUGAAUGAUGAGGUGACUUUGACAGCGUUCAUAGUCGUCAGCUUACUGGAAGCCCAGCAGCCUUUGGAAACCCAGGCUAUUCAAGACGCGUUGUCCUGUAUCCGCAACUCUAUCGGCAGUUUGGAAGACACGUACACUGCCGCCCUCAUCGCCUACGCCCUGAGUAUAGCUAAGGAUACUAACGUCGUUCAAGUCCUGGAAUACCUCGAAUCAGUCGACAAAAAUGAAAAUGGAGUGAGAUACUGGGUAAGCAGCCGAACCCAGACACCGGGAUCGCGUAGGUACGGCCGUGGUGCAACCGCUUCCUCCCUCAGCAUUGAGAUGACCGCGUACGUACUCCUAACCUACAUCAAUGUUUACGGUCAUGACGCCAUAGCCCGCGGCUCGGCUAUCUCCAAGUGGAUUGUCUCACAGCAAGGACGCAACGGAGGGUUUAAAUCGUCUCAGGACACCGUCGUCGCCAUCCACGCUCUCGCUGAGUAUGCCCGUCUUGUGUUCGGCGGCGAGUCAAACCUGGGUAUUGCGUUCAGCUACAAGGAGCAUUGUUUGUGGAACUCAAUAUUCGUCAUCAAUGAUGGAAAUCGUCUCGUUCUCCAGCGGGCCGACAUCGACCAACUCCCAAAGGCCAUCGUGGUCAUCGCUACUGGCGAAGGGUGUGCCCUUCUCCAGGUGAUCAUCCGAUAUAACAUUCAUCCGGCUCUCCCUCCCGCACCAGCCUUCGAGAUCAUUUAUAACGUGGGUCAUACGACGCAACAAGACGCCUGCCAGGGAAGCUUUAAUCUCAAUGUGUGUGUGAGGUAUCUCGGUGAUGAUGGAUUUUCCAACAUGGCCAUGGUCGAAGUGAAGCUAGUUACCGGUUUCGUUCCUGAGCAAAAAUCUUUUAAUUUGCUGAGGAAUGGGUUCUACCCAGAACUCACUAGGGCUGAAUAUAGAGGCAAGACGGUCGCCAUGUAUUUCAACCAGUUUACCGCCACACUGUUGUGCUUUGACCUGGAGGUUAGACGUGUCCAUCACGUCACAGAUCCCAAGCCCGGUCUCAUCAAGGUUUACGACUACUACGCGCCAGAUGUCAUUCUCUCAACCGAGUGCAGCAUGGCUUGUCAAUCGAUUGGUCCACCUAUCAAAGUACUACCGGUCGAAGAGCCCGAGGAGGGGCCUAUCCAAAUACUACCGGUCGAAGCACUACCAGAGUAGGAGGUAAUCAAGUCCUUCCCGCUGAUGAAAACCAGGUUUAACUUGAUCAGGAAC
Messenger RNA from Strongylocentrotus purpuratus (purple sea urchin), 3798 nucleotides. Its product is annotated as pregnancy zone protein-like. The record is from RefSeq and is a predicted model, not a curated record. Lineage: Eukaryota; Metazoa; Echinodermata; Echinoidea; Camarodonta; Strongylocentrotidae. The coding region runs from base 1 to 3744 and encodes 1247 amino acids. The transcript has 25 exons. Gene Ontology annotation, molecular function: endopeptidase inhibitor activity. Gene Ontology annotation, cellular component: extracellular region.